AUGUCGCAACAAUUUGAUUCCUCCUCUCCCAAGAAGUUAUCCCCCACCGAUGCUUCUGAAUCUGUUCCAAGAACUGAACCCGUUAACCCUAAUCAAGUUCUUCAUAUUGCUCCUUUAAGAAUGGUCCCUGGGAUAUUCGUUCCUCUGCAAACUGUGAUUCCUGAACCCGCUGCUGUAACUAGGGCAAACAUCAUAGGGAAGUCCUCUAAUGAUGAUCAUGUCCACAUUUUUGAUGAUGAUGUACAUACUCCUGAUGGUGAUGUACAAGUGACUGAGGAGGGAGAAAAUGAUGAUGAUGAUGUUCCUAAAGACAAUGAUAAUGAAUAUGUCACUGAGGAUGUCAAUGAAAUUGGGAAUAUUGAUGUCGAUGCUGGUACAGGUACUGCUACAAGUACAGGCACACAUGUUGUGGACUGUGAUGACUAUUUUUAUAAUGAUCUGAGCAAAGUUAUUCCAAAGAAAAGGAAGGCUCGAGCUAUUGUUGACUCUGACUCUGAUGUUGAUGUUGAUGCUCAAGACAUUCCACCAAGGAAGAGACCAACAACUAGCAAGCUGGCUACUAGUUUUCCUGAGGUACCCAUUGAUAAUAUUUCUUUUCAUUACCCUUCUAGUGUCAAUAGGUGGAAAUAUGUUCACCAUAAGAGGUUAGCUUUGGAAAGGGAGUUGGCUCAGAAUGUCCUUGAGAAUAAAGAGAUCAUGGAUCUGAUUCAUGAAGAUGGACUAUUGAAAAAUGUUGUUCAUUUGCUUGCAUGCUAUGAAAUGCUGGUUAAAGAGUUCAUUGUGAAUCUAUUAGAAGACUGCGCUGAUAGAAAAUCAAAGGAUUUUAGAAAAGUAUAUGUGAGAGGAAAGUGUGUUACCUUCUCCUCAACUAUUAUCAAUAAUUUUCUUGGAAGAUUUGAUGAAGCCCAACCUGAGUUGGAAGUGACUGACAACAAAAUAUGUGAGGUUAUCACUACUAAGCAGUACCCUAAUAUCCUAAGUGAAAAUGAUGUUGUUUGCAAGAGAGAAAGUGCUUUAUCAUUUCACUACAAACUAUUUCAAGGAACACAUGUUCCUAACAUUGUCACAACAUCAGCUAGAACAUCCAAAGACAGCACACCUACAGGUAAAGCUACUGUGAUAGCAAUGCUUAGGGAAACAUGCAAGGAGCUGGAGUCCAAAAAGCUGACUCUUGAAAAAUUAAUCAGCUCUCUUGAGAUGGAAGAAGGUGUUGAUUUUGUUGAGAAUGAAGCAGGUCCUGCUGAAGAUGAUGAAGAAGAAGAGGCCAGUCAAGAUGAUGGCACAGAUGAAGAAGAUGAUGUUGGCUCCAGUAGCUCUGAGUCUGAGGACUAG
Messenger RNA from Vicia villosa (hairy vetch), 1332 nucleotides. RefSeq lists its product as uncharacterized. The coding region runs from base 1 to 1332 and encodes 443 amino acids. The transcript is spliced from 4 exons. Lineage: Eukaryota; Viridiplantae; Streptophyta; Magnoliopsida; Fabales; Fabaceae. The record is from RefSeq and is a predicted model, not a curated record.